AUGCGAUCCAAGUUCAAGGACGAGCACCCUUUUGAGAAGCGAAAGGCUGAGGCCGAGCGCAUUCGCCAGAAAUAUGCUGAUCGUAUUCCUGUCAUCUGCGAGAAAGUCGAGAAAUCGGACAUUGCCACCAUUGAUAAAAAGAAGUAUCUGGUGCCGGCCGACCUCACCGUAGGGCAGUUCGUCUACGUUAUUCGCAAGCGCAUAAAGCUUUCUCCUGAGAAGGCUAUCUUUAUCUUCGUUGAUGAGGUCCUACCCCCAACUGCUGCCCUCAUGAGCAGCAUCUACGAAGAGCACAAGGACGAAGAUGGCUUCUUGUACAUCACAUACUCGGGCGAGAAUACGUUCGGCGAUCUGUGA
Penicillium paradoxum is the source of this 357-nucleotide messenger RNA. Its product is annotated as autophagy-related protein 8. Gene Ontology annotation, molecular function: phosphatidylethanolamine binding. Gene Ontology annotation, cellular component: cytosol; autophagosome; fungal-type vacuole membrane. The transcript has 3 exons. Bases 1 to 357 code for a protein of 118 amino acids. The record is from RefSeq and is a predicted model, not a curated record. NCBI's taxonomy places the organism in Eukaryota, Fungi, Ascomycota, Eurotiomycetes, Eurotiales, Aspergillaceae. Gene Ontology annotation, biological process: macroautophagy; cellular response to nitrogen starvation.